Messenger RNA from Strongylocentrotus purpuratus (purple sea urchin), 585 nucleotides. Its product is annotated as brevican core protein-like. The coding region runs from base 1 to 585 and encodes 194 amino acids. The record is from RefSeq and is a predicted model, not a curated record. The transcript is spliced from 4 exons. Lineage: Eukaryota; Metazoa; Echinodermata; Echinoidea; Camarodonta; Strongylocentrotidae.
AUGUAUUCCGAUGUAUCCUCCGAGGCAGGAGCAGCUAUACCCAUCAAGCUCUUCAACGCAACGUGUUACUCCCAUCCUUGUCUUAACGGAGCGACUUGCUUUGAAGAGCUUGAUGGGUAUAGCUGUUUCUGCCUCGGAGGAUUCAUCGGAAUACAUUGCGAGCAGAAUGAAGCCUGCCCAGUCGGUUGGGUGUAUGGGCACACAAAGUGCUUCCUGAUCGUGAACUCACUCCCGAAUGCUAAUUGGACAACUGCUCGUGACCUCUGUUAUGGUCUGGAUGCAGUUACCAUGGGCAACGGAGAAAUGGUUGAGCCUUCCCUGCUCUUUAUAGAGAAUAUGGAAGAGUACUCUUUGGUGCAGCCUCACCUGAACGCAGACUGGGUCUGGGUGAACUGCAAUUUUGUCGGGACGACAUGGAAGUGUUACACGGACCGAGAAGGGACCCUAAGUGACUACCGAAAUUGGGAUACUGAUCAACCACAGCAACGCAAUGGCGAGAAGUGUGUGGUGAUAAUUUCCGGUGGCAGAAUGCACGACCGUUUGUGUACGAGAUCAUAUGCCACAGUCUGCCAAAUCAACAUAUAA